Messenger RNA from Chara braunii, 740 nucleotides. The record is from the annotation of a GenBank genome assembly. NCBI's taxonomy places the organism in Eukaryota, Viridiplantae, Streptophyta, Charophyceae, Charales, Characeae.
GAGGCCUGGAUCUCGCGGGAAGAGACACUUUCGGUGGCGCGCAACACCGCGGAGUUGAUGAAGGAUGUGCUGUCCACCGCCUCGGCGGAGAGUGCCUUCCAGAACGAGCUGACGCUUAACUUGGCUAAUUCCUGCAGAGAAUCUUCUGCGAAGGUUCGGCACUUGAUCGAUUUGGCUGGGGAGGAUGAGGUUGUGAUGUUCGAGGCGUUGGGCAUUCACGACGAGCUGCAGAGUCUGCUGGAGCGGUACAACAACCUUGUGGCUUCGUGGGCGGGAUCGGCGGCGGCGGGGGCGGCGGCGGCGGCUGCGGAAGCUACGGCCAACGUGCAGCAGCAGGAACGGGCGGCGGCGCCCGUUGCCACUUCGAUGUUGCCGAUGAUAGAUCUGGGAGGUUUCGGAGGAGGAGGAGCAGGGGGGGAGGAGGAGGAGGAGGGUCUUGACAGAAGCGGGGAGGUUGGCGCGCUGGUGAGGAAGAACAGCGGUCAGAGAGCGGGAGCGGCGGCGGCGGCGGGGGUGGGAUCGCRAGGGGCAGUAGAAUCUCGCCACAGCUCGUMRCAUAGAAUGGAUGGGGCGGCUCUGGAUGAAGCGGCCAUGGCCGACCUGGAUGAAAUGAUUUUUGGAAAGAAGGAAGCACUAGGAGCGUCAGGGACAGGUAGCACUCGCAGAUGAGUGGCUAUGGUGGAUGUAGCUUGGCGUGGGACAGGAAGCAAGUAGAGAUUACGGAGUAACGUUUGGUUGAG